AUGUACCGAGCAGCAACCCACCGGUUGCUGCUUGGGAUGCAGGGUCAUGGAGCAUGCACAAGCAUUCUCUCUCUCUCUCUCUCUCUCUCUCUCUCUCUCUCUCUCUUUCACUCUCUCUCUCUCUCUCUCAAGCAUCUCUCAAGCAUCUCUCUCUCUCUCUCUCUCAAGCAUCUCUCUCUCUCUCUCAAGCAUCUCUCUCUCAAGCAUCUCUCUCUCUCUCUCUCUCUCUCUCUCUCAAGCAUCUCUCUCUCUCAAGCAUCUCUCUCUCUCUCUCUCUCUCUCAAGCAUCUCUCUCUCUCAAGCAUCUCUCUCUCUCAAGCAUCUCUCUCUCUCUCAAGCAUCUCUCUCUCUCAAGCAUCUCUCAAACAAACAAACAAACAAACUCUCUCUCUCUAA
Molecule: messenger RNA, 396 nt
Organism: Monosiga brevicollis MX1
Lineage: Eukaryota; Choanoflagellata; Craspedida; Salpingoecidae
Exons: 2
Coding region: 1-396 (131 amino acids)
Source: RefSeq, a predicted model, not a curated record